Pyricularia oryzae 70-15 is the source of this 2889-nucleotide messenger RNA. RefSeq lists its product as uncharacterized. NCBI's taxonomy places the organism in Eukaryota, Fungi, Ascomycota, Sordariomycetes, Magnaporthales, Pyriculariaceae. The record is from RefSeq and is a predicted model, not a curated record. The transcript has 4 exons. The coding region runs from base 1 to 2889 and encodes 962 amino acids.
AUGGUGCGCAAGUUCACUCCCUGCGCUCUGCUGGCCGCGGCCUUGGGCACAGCCCAUGCGGCCCUCCUCACCUUCACGGCCGGGGAGAGCGACUUCAAGCUGGCAGCCACGGGCCUCGCCCCCGUGAUCCAAGUCGCGAGCAACGACUGGCCCGCCGUGAAGCGUGUAGCCCAGGACCUGGCCGCCGACUUUGGUCGCGUCGUGGGCACCAACGGAACCGUUUCCGACUCGGACUCAUCCUCCGACGGCCGUCCCGUCGUCAUCGUCGGCACCAUUGGUAACUCGACCCUCAUCGACGGCCUGGUGUCGGCCAACAAGAUCGACGUGUCGGCCACGGCGGGCAAGUGGGAGUCGUACGUCUCCCAGCUGGUCAAGGAGCCUGUCGAGGGCGUGCCGUGGGCUCUAGUCAUUGCUGGGAGCGAUCGCCGCGGCGCCGUGUAUGGCAUAUACGAUGUCUCCGAGGCCAUGGGCGUGUCGCCGUUGUACUGGUGGGCUGAUGUCCCGGUCAAGACCAAGCCCGAUGGCGUGUGGGUGACGGAGGAGAAGAAGGUUCAGGGGCCCCCAUCUGUCAAGUACCGCGGCUUCUUCAUCAACGAUGAGGCGCCUGCUUUGCAAAGCUGGAUCAACCGCAACACAGGCGGGUUCAAUUCCCAGUUCUACCGGCUUGUGUUUGAACUUUGCUUGAGACUCAAGGGAAAUUACAUCUGGCCGGCCAUGUGGGGUCGCAUGUUCUACGUCGAGGAUCCAAAGAACGGACCUCUCGCAGAAGAGUUUGGCGUGGUGAUGGGCACAAGUCACCACGAACCGAUGUCCAGGUCCGAAGAAGAGCAAAAGCGGUACAACCAAGGCAACUGGGACUGGAGCAGCAACCGUAAUUCCGUCACAAACUUCUUCAAGGAUGGCAUCAGUCGAGCCAGGAACUGGGAGACCAUGUGGACGAUGGGUAUGCGUGGUAGCGGUGACGAAGCCUCGCCUACCUUGAACCCCCAGUCGCUGGAACAAAUCAUCCAGGUCCAGCAGCAGCUCCUGUCCGAGGCUUAUGGCACUACCGACAUGGCGACCAUCCCGCAAACAUGGGUAUUGUACAAGGAGGUUCUUGGAUACUAUACCGCCGGCAUGAAGGUCCCAGACACCGUGACAUUGCUGUGGACGGAUGACAACUCGGGCAAUAUCCUGCGCGUGCCGACUGCCGCCGAGAGAGAUCGUGUCGCCGGUGCCGGUGUUUACUACCAUUUUGAUUAUGUCGGUUCGCCUCGAAACUACAAGUGGAUCAACUCGAUCCAGUUGGUCAAGACCUGGGAGCAGAUGCAGCUUGCGUACGAGAAGAAUGCUCGACAGAUUUGGAUCGUCAAUGUCGGCGACAUCAAGCCCUUGGAAAUACCGCUGCUUCACUUCAUGGACAUGGCCUACAACAUGGACGCCCACAAGACCCCCGACAGUACGACGGCAUGGCUCAAGAGAUGGGCGUCCCGGGAGUUUGGCGACGCAGUGGCCGACGUGACCGCCGAGAUAAUGAACGAGUACGGUAUCCUUCUGAUGCGUCGCAAGUACGAGCUCCUCAGCGAACAGCCAUUCGCUUUCAGCACAGCCAACUAUGACGAGGCUGAGCGUCACUUGGCUCAGUGGGAAGACCUUUUGACCAAGGCGCAAGCUGCAUAUGAGGGACUUGACAGCAAGACGCAAGUCUCCUAUUUCCAAAUGGUCUACCACCCAGUGCUGGCCGGCAAGACUGUUGUCGAUCUGUACAUCAAGGUGGCUCUGAACGACUGGCGAUCUCGCCAAGGACGCCUCAGUGCCAACACUCUCGCGGCACAGGCUCGAGCUUUGUUCGCGAGGGAUGAAGAGAUCACGCAGAUGUAUCACUCCCUCAACGGCGGCAAGUGGAAUGGCUUCGUGAACCAGCCUCAUAUCGGAUACGACAACUGGCAAGACCCGAACAGCAACAUUAUGCCCAGCGUCAAGAACGUGACCGCUGGGCAAGGGCAGACUGCUUUGGGGGUUGCCAUCCAAGGGUCAUCAACCUCGUUCUAUGACGGUGCACAAGCGACGCUGCUGGCGAUGGACCCAUUCAUGUCCCCGACCGAGCAGAGAUACAUUGACGUCUUUGCCCGGAAGGACGGCAACAGUAACUAUACGAUAGUAUCCAACGCCACAUACGUAACAGUCAGCAACGGCGUGGGCUCGAUCACGUCGCCAGGAGACAGCUCGGAAAUUCGCAGCAUCCUUAGCGUCGAUUGGGAAGCGGCUCCUGCUGGAACGUCGUACGUCAGUCUGAGGGUAAGGAGCGAUUGCAAAUUGGUGGCCACCGUACUUGUGCCCAUCACCAAGACCGAGGUGCCUGCGACCUUCCGCGGACAUGUUGAGUCUGGCGGGGUCGUAUCAAUGGAGGCUGCACACUUUUCUUCUGCGGAAGAGAAGAAUGGUGUUUCAUACAUCGAGAUACCGCAUUAUGGCAGGACACUCUCGGGCAUCAAGCUUUGGCCGGUGACGGUGGAGACGCAAACCGCAGAAUCCGGCCCUGCCCUGAAGUACUCGGUGUAUACGACCACAUCGUCAAGCCAAGCGCGUCUCGUUGUGAUGCUUGGUGCAGCGCUCAACCAUGACCCCACGCGACUGCUACGGCUUGCAUGGUCCAUGGACGGAGGAGCGCCGGCGGUGGUGCAACCCGUGUCGACACAACCGCCUUAUCAGGAGGGAAGGGAAUGGCGUACAGCUGUGGUGGGUGGUGGCUGGAACGCCAACAUCCAAAUAAACGGAACUGUAGCUGCCGGUGCUCACACCAUUUCGCUGUGGCUGAUGGAGCCGGGUGUUGUGGUGCAGAAGGUGGUGCUUGACAUGGGUGGGAUGAAGGCGAGCGCGCUUGGUCCGCACGCAAGCAAACGGGUGUGA